Messenger RNA from Talaromyces proteolyticus, 852 nucleotides. RefSeq names its product oxidoreductase-like protein. The record is from RefSeq and is a predicted model, not a curated record. Lineage: Eukaryota; Fungi; Ascomycota; Eurotiomycetes; Eurotiales; Trichocomaceae. The transcript has a single exon. Gene Ontology annotation, cellular component: mitochondrion. The coding region runs from base 1 to 852 and encodes 283 amino acids.
AUGAAACGGUCUUUUUCGCCCACAACGCGGCACAUACGCCUGCCUCACAUUUGCGCAUUCUGUCAGUCACACUGCGCAUCCUUAUUGACCGCCCAGCCCUCAUCAUGGGCGCGGACGAGGUCCCGUCGCUUGCCCGAAUCGCCGAGACGUUUGUUCAGCAGCUCAGUCCACGCAGCAAAGAGCAAUGAGAUAUGGAAUGGCACGAGGACCAUCGAUACUUCACAAGCAUAUCCACUAUCAGGCUACUACUACGAUGUCUUAAACAACCCUUACCCACAACAACAGCAACAGCAACCACCUGCAAUUCGUACCAUUAACGAACCCAAUAUACCCGCAAAGGAGCCUACGAAGGAAGAAAAAAUGUCGAUAGUGUUCGGCACCCGUCUCGCCGGACCGGGAUACCAAUCAUCAAGAUACAAUCCCGAGACAAUGCCGCCGGAAUCCACCUGGAGGACGAUAAACGGGGUGCCGAUACCGCCGCGACCUUCGGAGCCGGAUAAUUGUUGUAUGAGUGGCUGUGUGCAUUGUGUAUGGGAUGAUUAUCGCGAUGAUCUGGAGACCUGGGCUUCGCGGAUCAAGGAGGCGAAGGCCAAAGCGCAGUCGGGUGCAGCGGCAGAUCGGGCGAGACUGACGGAUAUGCGGCAACGGCCUCGACAGGAGGUUGCUAGUGCUAGUGCGAGUAUGGAUGACGAUGGUGGUGGGAGUGAAAGGAAUUGGGAGUUGCCUGCGGAAACGACGGCAGGAGAGGAAGAUGAGUUGUUCUCGGGUAUUCCGGUAGGCAUUAGGGAGUUUAUGAAAACGGAGAAGAAGCUACGGCAGAAGAAACAACAGGAGAGCAUAGGUGCAGAUUAG